Molecule: messenger RNA, 342 nt
Organism: Nematocida minor
Lineage: Eukaryota; Fungi; Microsporidia
Exons: 1
Coding region: 1-342 (113 amino acids)
Source: RefSeq, a predicted model, not a curated record
AUGGAUCUCUACAAAAUAGACAACAACAACUGCGAGUGCGCUUCUAUCUCAGGGAAUGGGGGCAUCAAUAAGAUAAAUAGCAAUGAGUACGAAAUAACUAUGCCUGCUGGGCUAAAUAGCGACAACAUAGAAAUACAGCAGAACAAGAACAUAGUGACUAUAAAGUACAAAAAACAGACUAAAACCAGCACAGAAGAGUCAAACAUUGAAGGAAGCUACGCCUUCACCGUGGACAACAACCUAAAAGUUUCAAAAAUAAACAAGGAGCGCUCUAAGCUGAAAAUAGAGUUAGAAACAGGCGAGCCUGUGGCUGAUAAAAUACUCAGAAUAGAGAAUAAAUAA